AUCAGGCGGAGCAGCGGGCACCAGCCAUCAGGCAGAACUGCGGGCACCGGGCCAUCAGGCAAGGCAGCAGGCACCGAGUCAUCUGGCAGAACAGCAGGCACCGGGUCACCAAGCUCGACAGCGGGCACCGAGUCACCUGGCACGACAGCAGGCACCGAGUCAUCUGGCACAACAGCGGGCACCGAGUCACCAAGCUCGACAGCGGGCACCGAGUCACCAAGCUCGACGGGGCACCGAGUCACCUGGCACGACAGCGGGCACCGAGUCACCUGGCACGACAGCGGGCACCGAGUCAUCUGGCACGACAGCGGGCACCGAGUCAUCUGGCAUGACAGCGGGCACCGAGUCACCAAAGUCGACAGCGGACACCGGGUCAUCAGGCUGGAUCAGCGGGCACCAGAUCAUCAAGCUGGAUAG
Messenger RNA from Staurois parvus, 417 nucleotides. The record is from the annotation of a GenBank genome assembly. Lineage: Eukaryota; Metazoa; Chordata; Amphibia; Anura; Ranidae.